Pseudocercospora fijiensis CIRAD86 is the source of this 351-nucleotide messenger RNA. RefSeq lists its product as uncharacterized. The coding region runs from base 1 to 351 and encodes 116 amino acids. NCBI's taxonomy places the organism in Eukaryota, Fungi, Ascomycota, Dothideomycetes, Mycosphaerellales, Mycosphaerellaceae. The record is from RefSeq and is a predicted model, not a curated record. The transcript is spliced from 2 exons.
AUGACCGAAGCAGAAUUCUUCACGCUCUGCAAUCUAGACCAGACUUCCGAGCGAGGACAACAGACAUAUCACCUCAUGAGGCAAGAAGCAACCGCGGGUCUAGAUCGAAUGACCUUGACCGCGAGAUCCACGCCUGGAACUACUGAGUUCAAUGGACAUACGAUUCUGGCUUCGAUGCUGUCGGAGGCGGCGAUACAAUUUGAGAUUCAAAGGAUUUGGCAGUUUGCACUUCCCGAGACGAGGGAUGUGUAUGAAGGUGGGAGGAUGGGGAAUGGGAAUGAGGAGAAUUGGAUUAUCAGGUGGAUGCUGUGGAGGGAGAUUGUUAUUAGGAGGGAUGGCUUGGGUGAUUGA